UGCUUUUUCCUCGGCGCCUGGGUUUUAAUCACACGUGGGAGUGGUGAAGCUGGAAGGGGCUGGAGGGAGUGAGACGCAAUUCCUGGCAGGGCAAGCGUCUAACUUGUUCGCUUGGGCUUUUUUGCAGUCUAGUGAGGAAAAGAAACUGCUCUCCGCCCCUUGGGCUGCUGCCUUCAGCUCUGUGGUUGCCAAAGUUUCAAGUCGCUUAAGAGCCAUGGGGAAUGGGAUGAACAAGAUUCUUCCUGGCUUGUUCCUUGGAAAUUUUAAAGAUGCUCGUGACACUGAACAACUGAAACGGAACAACAUUACACACAUCCUUUCAAUCCAUGACAGCGCUAGACCUAUGCUUGAGGGAGUGAAGUAUCUGUGUAUCCCUGCUGCUGAUUCACCCUCACAGAAUUUAGCCAGACACUUCAAAGAAAGUAUUGAAUUUAUCCACGAAUGCCGGCUUAGGGGCGAAAGCUGUCUCGUGCACUGCCUUGCUGGUGUUUCCAGAAGUGCCACAUUGGUUGUGGCCUACAUUAUGACUAUCACCAACUUUGGCUGGGAGGAUGCCUUGUCAGUGGUGCGCGCAUCAAGAUCAUGUGCCAAUCCUAACACUGGAUUCCAGCGGCAGCUAGAGGAGUUUGAGAAAAACUGUGUUGCUCAGCAUAGAGAGUGGCUCAGAGCGGAGUAUGGCGACCCCUCUUUGCAAGAUGAACAAGAGGCAAAGGAGCUCCUGCAGAAGUACAAAGCACAUGCAGCUGCGCAGCUGAAUCCCCCGGGAAGGCAGUGGGACAGUAACUUUUCAUCAGUGGCCUCCUUGUCGAUGACAGCUCCUCAGUAGAGCCAAUCAGUGAUUCACCCUAUCUGUGAAAACACAAAUCUGUACACUAAAAAAAAGUUGCAUUUGCUAGGCAGGGCAACUUGCUCUCAUUUUCUCCUGAAACUGCACAAAAAAAGAGAGAGAGAGGACUUGCUGGUUGUACAUAAUCUGUCCAUCUUGGAGUGCCUCAAUUCCCUGAGGAGCAGGUCUCCAGAAUCUUCCCUAUGAUAGCAUGGCAGUAUCAGAUGCACAAUUUCCAUUGGCUGCGUUAUGCAGGUAUCGGAGCCAUUCUUUCUUGGCAGUUUACCCUUUCAUAUCCUUCCAGUGGAUGGGCAAAGACCAUGCCAGUUUCCACCCGCAGAGAUGCCAAAUAAUUUUCUAGGUCUCCCUCUUUAGGCUGCCCACGUAGCCAGGAGUUUUGCACAAGUGCACUUUUAUGUCAAAGCUUCCGAUUCUUCAUUUGGAAUUGACUGGCCUAAAGAAGGGAAAUGGGCAGGGAGGAAAUGUUAUGCCCAUUUGGCAGUUUCACCACUGCCCAAAACAGAGACGCAUAUAUAAAGACACAACCCCAAGGUUAUAGUGACUGAAAUUAUUAUGAAAUAUACAAGUUAUGCAAUAAUAGUAAUAAAGCUGAAGACAAACAUCGUUGCAUACAAAAACAUUCACAAUUUCAUCAAAGCUAACAUAGUACAGUUCAAAAACCCAUAUACAUCAUAUGUUGUAAAGUCCCAACAGGGAGGUCUUUAAAAAUUCAAAAAUUAUUCCAGCAAGGGACGCUCCACCGAGAAUAUUUUCAUACAAAAAGGCUUCAUUUUGAGCUAAUGCCAGUUUGAAAUCUGUGAUGGAUGGAAUUCUAGCAGGAGCUCCUUUGCAUAUUAGGCCACACCCCCCCCGAUGUAGCCAAUCCUCCAAGAGCUUACAAGGCUCUUUUUUGUAAGCUCUUGGAGGAUUGGCUACAUCAGGGGUGUGUGUGGCCUAAUAUGCAAAGGAGCUCCCGCUAGAAUUCCAGCCCUGGUGACAGAGACUUGGGUCCGGAGUAAGCGUGUCUUAAGAGUUUUGUUUAAUACUCUUGACUAUUGUGGAACUUUGGAAGAACGGUUGAAAUAUUGUUCAUUUAAACCUUUUUUAUAUGAAAAUGUACUAGGUGGAGCAUCCCUUGCUGGAAGAAUGUUCAAAGCAGGAGUAUCAAGUCGACUUCCUGUCCAUUGGGACUCUACAACAUAUGAUCUAUAUGGGUUUUUGAACGGUACUAUGUUAGCUUGGAUGAACUUGUGAAUGUUUUUGUAUGCAACGAUGUUUGUCUUCACCUUUGUUACUAUCAUUGCCAAACUUGUAUAAUAUAUUCCAUAGUAAUUUUGGUCGCUAUAACCUUGGGGUUGUGUCUUUAUAUACUCUCUUGAGUGACCUCUCUCGCUAUCAAAACAGAGAGGCAGCUGUGCAGUAUCGAAGGUAGUCAAGUCUCUUCAGCAGAGGGAAAUUCUGCAGCCCGGUCAAAAAGCAAAAGCUCUGGCUAUGCUCACCCAUAUCUUCUGCUUGAAGUAUCCCUCCUUUGGAUCCCGACUGAAGUCAGUAUACAGCUCAUACAGUUGUACAUUUUCACUGUGUUCUAAUGUAAAACAAAAGUAUUAACAGGGAGUUUUGUCAGCAUCUGUUAUCCUGGCUUUAGGCUUCCAAAGUAGUUCACUUUGAAUUAUUUUCUCAGGAGGGGUCUGAAAGAAUAUUGCAGAUGUAUAUAUUUAAAGAUUAAAGCAGAUUUAUAAUGGAUAUUGUACUACAAUUAAAGUGACUUGUUCUCAUUGCUGCCAGUACUACUGAACAAAGUUUCUUUGUAUAUUAAUUGUCCUGAGGAAGAUUCACUUUUCCUUGCCUUUUCCAAUGGGAUAUAUUCAAUAAAAACUGCAUAUGUUUUGAUAAAUCAAAAAAA
This is a messenger RNA of Heteronotia binoei (common prickly gecko), 2729 nucleotides long. It is a transcript of the gene DUSP22, whose product is annotated as dual specificity phosphatase 22. The record is from RefSeq and is a predicted model, not a curated record. The transcript is spliced from 8 exons. NCBI's taxonomy places the organism in Eukaryota, Metazoa, Chordata, Lepidosauria, Squamata, Gekkonidae. Gene Ontology annotation, molecular function: protein tyrosine/serine/threonine phosphatase activity. Gene Ontology annotation, biological process: transforming growth factor beta receptor signaling pathway; positive regulation of JNK cascade; regulation of cell population proliferation. Bases 215 to 826 code for a protein of 203 amino acids. Gene Ontology annotation, cellular component: cytosol.